UAGAAUAUUGUUCAAUUUUUCAUCAUUAUCGUUACUGUGUGAGUGAAUGUGACGAUUUUUUUAUUUGCUCAAAAUGGCCAAAAUUACUGGAAAAAAGUCAAAACUUCCAUUUCAAUUUGAAUUUUUAGGCAAAACUUAUAAAGAUCAUUAUAAUUAUGAAGAUUUUUUAUACAACGCGACAAUUUUCUUACGAAAUAAAUAUCCAUUUUUACCACUGGAAUUGUUGACCGCUCGUGCUAAAGAUGAAUGGAACAAAAAAAAGAUUCGAAAUAACAAAAGAAACAUUGUUUCAAAAGAUAAACGAUCACGAACGGGUAAUGGUCAUGGAAAGAAAAAACCAUUGGCAUUUGAAGCAGAAACAAAUCGAAAAAUUCGUUCAAAACCAAAAAGAAAUAAAUUGUUUGCCGUAAAUAAUUUCGAAACUACUAAGCAAUCAAUGAUUAGUGAGGAGGAGUCUCAUGAGGAAUCUCAUGAGAAAUCUACUUUUGAAGAUCCUGAAAUUAUCAAUAUAAAUGAUGAAUCAUCUAGUUUAAUGGAAGAUUUUUUAAAUCGUGAAUCAUCUGAAAUCGUAUCCGAACAAUCAAUGACAAAAUGUUCCAUUUCAGAUGCAUAUCUUCCUAUACAUUUUGAUGGCGAUGAUGAAAAUCGAUUGACUACAACAAUCGAAGAAGUGCAACCUGCAAAAAUAUCCAUUUCUGAAUCCAAUAUUCCUUUGUAUUUGAGUAAUGAAUAAAAGAGAAUUGUUAAGAAAAAGAUUGAAUAAAGUUUAUUCACAAAAAGAAA
Messenger RNA from Dermatophagoides farinae (American house dust mite), 783 nucleotides. RefSeq lists its product as uncharacterized. Lineage: Eukaryota; Metazoa; Arthropoda; Arachnida; Sarcoptiformes; Pyroglyphidae. The record is from RefSeq and is a predicted model, not a curated record.